GUGGCGGAGGCGCUCGCGGCGAUACGGGCGAGACACCCCGGGGUGGUCGUCGGAAGCGUCACGAAUGGGUUCGGGAGCGCCGCGGGGGCGGGUCUGGGGGAGUUUUUUGACUUUGAAAUAUCCGCCGAGGCUCUGAUCGACGAACACAUGGUGCACGGGGAGAUGGCGAGAAAGCCGAAUGAGUAUCCGUUUCAGCUCGCGCUGGGCAUCGCGAUUGGCGAGCACGGAUACUCGGGCGAUCCCGAGACGUGGACGCACGUCGGUGACGACGUUUUGAACGACUGUUACUGCGCGAAACAGUUUGACUUCAAAACCGUGCACGUUUGGGAUCCGGAGGUGAAGCCGUACGAGAGCGCGGGGGGGGCGCCCACGGCGGAAAAGACGCUUCGCGGAGGCGUCGAGAGCAACAGGGACGCGUACGUCGAUGGUGUCGUUCCGCACGUUCGCGAUCUUCCGAGGCUCUUGGAGGAGUGGUAUCUUUAA
Molecule: messenger RNA, 483 nt
Organism: Ostreococcus tauri
Lineage: Eukaryota; Viridiplantae; Chlorophyta; Mamiellophyceae; Mamiellales; Bathycoccaceae
Product: HAD-like domain
Exons: 1
Source: RefSeq, a predicted model, not a curated record